CAUUAACAUAUUUCAAGUACUAGAUCACAUCAAUUAUUGAAAUAGACUAUGGCACCUUUUCAAAGAAUGCAAGAUCGACGUGUUGUUACAGUGGGAAAUCCUGGUGGUUUAAACGAAAGAUUUGGCCGUCUUGAACAAUCAACUUCAUCACAACCAACAAAUGUUAAACGAUCAGUUAUAUCUAUGAAGCGAACCGAUAGUGUGUUUAGUCGUAUUUGUGCUAGUAACUCUAACAUAGUGGGCAAGAAGAACGACAGAUCCAGUAUCCAAAACAGACUUGGUAAAGUCUCUGGUGGCGGCAAUAUUCGAAAACGUGAUUUGAAGCAAAGUGUGAGAAGCAGACUCAGUACACAUGCUAUUGUUCGAAAUACUGGAUUGACGAAACGCGGAAAACAAACAAUGAAACCUCAGACAAGGGCACAGCAAAUUCGAUCAGGCAACAACCGAAAAAAAGCAAUAACAUCAGCAGCUCCUAACAAGAAGAAAACAAAUACAGGCAAGAAGGCUGUUUCGGCGGAUGAUCUCGACAAGGCACUGGACUCUUAUAUGAUGAAAGAUCCUAAAACGGCUCAAGCAAAAUUGGAUGACGAAUUGAAUACUUACAUGGAUGAAGCUGGUGAUGUAUUGAUGGAUUUAUAGUUUAGCUACAGUUGUCUUAUGUAUAUUGGAUUAUGGUACAACCGAACAAUUUUUCUUAGUGCUUGCUUUUCAGAAAAAUUGGCGAAUGCCUGGAAAUAAAAAAUUAGGGAUGAUGAUUUAACGAAUGAUCAGUGAUGGAUAGUAUGUGAUGAUGGAUGAUGGAUGUUAGACGGUGGAUGAAAUUAAAGAAAAGCUACGAUUGAUCUUGUUAAAUGGUGUAAAUAUUUGGAAUUCUCUUCUUAUAUGUGUAUGUGCAUUAGGUCCUCUUAAUUCGGUACCGUCUCAAGUGAGGUAUCAAGAAAAAAAGCCCUCAAUACCUGGUAUUGAUCAAUGAGCAGUACCGUCCCGACAAACAUCGCUAUUAAUAAAAUACUGAUCAAUACCAAUACUCCUUGUGGUAAUUCAACACAAAGAUUUAAAUCAGAAUUUAGAAUAUUGAUAAUCCGAUAGUGGAGACCAAGAUUACAGAAUAAUCUGAUAGUUUAUUUAUAAAAAGAG
Messenger RNA from Halteromyces radiatus, 1137 nucleotides. RefSeq lists its product as uncharacterized. NCBI's taxonomy places the organism in Eukaryota, Fungi, Mucoromycota, Mucoromycetes, Mucorales, Cunninghamellaceae. The transcript has 3 exons. The record is from RefSeq and is a predicted model, not a curated record. Bases 49 to 639 code for a protein of 196 amino acids.